Messenger RNA from Trichophyton benhamiae CBS 112371, 198 nucleotides. RefSeq lists its product as uncharacterized. The record is from RefSeq and is a predicted model, not a curated record. The coding region runs from base 1 to 198 and encodes 65 amino acids. NCBI's taxonomy places the organism in Eukaryota, Fungi, Ascomycota, Eurotiomycetes, Onygenales, Arthrodermataceae. The transcript has a single exon.
AUGAUCAUGGUUCCUUUGAAUCUGGACUUCUCGUCUUCCUUCGUCUUCGUCGUCUUCGUCGUCUUCGUCGUCUACUCCGUCUUCAUCGCCCACUUCGUCCACUUCCUCGACCUGGUCUGCUCGUCUGGCCGCAAGUUUCAAUGCGAGCAGCGACGGUCAGGCAGCAGCAGCUCGUCCCGUUUCAAUGGCAGCCAAUGA